Phoenix dactylifera (date palm) is the source of this 783-nucleotide messenger RNA. RefSeq lists its product as uncharacterized. The record is from RefSeq and is a predicted model, not a curated record. Lineage: Eukaryota; Viridiplantae; Streptophyta; Magnoliopsida; Arecales; Arecaceae.
UUCCUUCCCCAAGCAAAACAUGUGACACCUGAUCUCUCACCCACGUCCUAUAUUAUAUAAUCUCUCACCCAAUCUCUCCCCCUCUCCAAUUAUAUUCUUCCGUAUAUACCAUUAGAUUUCUUCCCCUAGUCCGCGGCCUCCCGGCGGAGGAGUUUCUCUGAUGGGUCCGUUGGUGGUGGUGUCGCAGCUGGCGACGGGGCUGGGGGUGCUGGCCGGGGCGAUGCUGGUCAAGUCGGCGAUGGAGCAGCCGAUGGCCGGGCCCGGGGGGUGGCAGCCGCCGCGGUGCGCCACGUGCAACGGCACCGGCCGGGUCGCGUGCCUCUGCUCCCGGUGGUCCGACGGGGACGUCGGGUGCCGGACCUGCGCCGGAUCCGGCCGCAUGGCCUGCAGCAGCUGCGGCGGGUCCGGCACCGGCCGGCCCAGCCCGGUCCAGAUCAACCUCCGGUCCAACCGGCGGCCGUAGGUACAAGAGAAGGAGAAAUAUUGAAGAUCAGCUUAUGUAUGGGGUUAGUGUACAAGAUGGAGCUGAUGCCUGUUCUUUCCACUGUACUAUAUCAGCAUCUAAUUAUAGAAAAAAAGGAAAAGAAAAAAAAAGAGACAAAACUCAGUUUACGAAGCAAGAUAUGUUGUUGCUUUCUAUCUUUUUGCUAUGUUACACUUAGUGGUCACUUAAUUUUAGUGGUGUAUUAUGACUCUUUUGAGGAAAUUUUGAUGUGAUAUGUACAUCUGGAUGUUCAAGUUCAUAAUAUAUGCUAACAUGGCUAUAAAAAAGUUCGAUUUUGA